This is a messenger RNA of Cylindrotheca closterium, 1131 nucleotides long. NCBI's taxonomy places the organism in Eukaryota, Bacillariophyta, Bacillariophyceae, Bacillariales, Bacillariaceae. The record is from the annotation of a GenBank genome assembly.
AUGCCUCCAAUGCUUCAUCGAAAGCCACAACAUCACAAUGACAAUCACCACCACCACAAUAAUACUGCAAAUGGCAAUGCAAACAAUGCAAAUGGCUACUCGCCGAUACGAAACACAUUGAAAUUGUCGAUAUCCGAAGAUCACGAUGUCAAGAAAACUCUGAACCAAAGUGCCAUGCGACGGAGAAAGAAUUUGUACAAGAGAAUACGGGUUUUCAUUGUCACAUCGGGCAUACUUGCGUUGCUGUAUCAUGGAUACUACGAAGGACGGCGAUAUAUUCAAUCGAGAGUACCAUCCGUCAGUUUUGAAAAUCCAAAUUCAGACGAUAGUAGCAGUCAACAACUGCGUGGCUCGAACGAAUCAGACGAAGGAGCCACGAUACAACCGGAAGUUUGUUUCAUCACAGCAAGUUAUAGCAAGAAAAAGAAAGAGAUGGACAAAUUGCUGGUGAUCAACAACAAAUCACCCUAUCUGAGAUUUUAUUUGUUUACCAAUCUGAACGAUCAAGAAUGGUCCACGCCUGGAUGGACCAAGAUUGUCACGCAUUUCAAGUAUCGACGGAUCAUUACCCAUUCGCGAUAUGGCAAAUUCUUGGGAUGGAAGGAACCAGAAAUUCAAGAAUGCAAGGCCGUCUUUUACAUGGAUGCCUGUCUACGACCAUCGGAGAAUCAGACCAUGUGGAGAGAAUUGGCAGACAUAAUUGCUACCGACGAGACCGGUACUGGACUGAUGCAAUGGCCACAUCCCAAGAAUCGAAGUGGUGUCAUUGGUGAAUUCCUUGCCAUCAAGGACAGCAAAAAAGACAUUGACAAGAACAUUGUGAAAAGUCUGCAGUGGAUGAUUGCCCAAGAAGAUCUCGAUGUAAAAGCCAAAAUCUACAUGAACGAAAACUUUGGAUACGACCCCAAUUCACAAGUCUACCGGGAAUUAUCGCAAGCCUUUUGGGAUCAAUAUUCGCUGGAAGAAGACAGUUGGCGGGAUCAACCGCUAUGGGCCUUUAUGCUGCAUCGAUACAAUAUUACGCCCAUACCGUAUCCAGUGCCAUACAAACAAGUGUGGCAACGGAACGAUGGUAGGGCAUUGGGUCAUCAUGGGCAUGCUUACACGUCGGAGAAGGACGUGUUGGCAUAA